This is a messenger RNA of Ylistrum balloti, 5590 nucleotides long. RefSeq lists its product as uncharacterized. Gene Ontology annotation, molecular function: protein binding. The record is from RefSeq and is a predicted model, not a curated record. NCBI's taxonomy places the organism in Eukaryota, Metazoa, Mollusca, Bivalvia, Pectinida, Pectinidae. The transcript has 34 exons. The coding region runs from base 10 to 5313 and encodes 1767 amino acids.
UGGAUCAUUAUGGGAACACUAGUAAUGCAGACGGAGUUGGGGUCUCUGGAGACAGGACUCAAGGACCUCAAAAAGUCCAGGUUGAUGGGUGUUCAGGAGUUCAAGGACAUGUACGGAGCUAUAGAGGAGCAUCAUCGUGACCUCAAACUGGCCCACCUGACCGGGAAGGCCCGUGACCUCCUAGAAAAAGCUGCUAGAGACACCAAAUUUUUUCAUGUCCUCGUCAAAAUGUUGUCUGAAGUCAAACAAUUACGUACAGCAAAGCAACGGGAAUCUCUUCAGAAAGUUCAUUCCUGGUAUAUGGCAAACAGACAUACGUUAUCAUCAAGGCCUCGCUUUGGUAAGUCCUUUCAGAUGAAGGAAGCUGAAGAUUUUAAGCAGAAAAUCAUGAAAACCCCUCGAAGUGCUCGACAGUCUUCAAAAGACAAAUCCAAGCAGCCAAAGGUCACACGUUUGUCAUCAGCUGAUGGGAUGCGACAGUUCUUCAGAAAUGAAACGCCUUCCUCCAGAGCAGGUGGAACACCUAAUCGGGGUCCAGCUUUGAUACAUGACCUCCCAUCAAACAAGGAUUAUGUUAGUGAAUAUCUCUCUGCAAGCUUUUUCAAUGGAAGUACAAACUUUAAUCAACACUUUGUAACAGACAUGCCACCAGGUACAGACGUGGUUGUGAACCAGCUGCCUUUGGAUGCUGUAAAUGACAUACAUGUCCUUAGUCCUACACUACUGGACAGACCGGAAACAGAGCUGCAGCGCUUGGCUUCUCCACACGAUGAAAAUGGAGAUAAUACGCCACGCCGGGAAAUAGAUGAUGCCUCCAACAUCAGUCCCCAUUACAUUGAGAGUCUAAUCAGUGAGAGCCACCGUGGCGAUAAGGACCUGGAUGAGGAGGUCGUGAACACAGAUGCUGAAGACAUGGAGUUUCCAGAGACAAGGCGAAAAUUAUCACGCGCCCAGACUCCAUCUGCCAGUAUCCGACCAACCAUCACAGACAGGUCAUCCAAUGUGUCCAAUGCUGCAUUUCUGCCGAAGAAAAUGAUACAUCCGAUAGCCAGCCUGGUGAACCCCCAUGCACAGCUGGCUGCCCAGGAGGCAGAACAAGCACAACAAGACUAUCUAGCUGCUCGGGAAAACAUGGCAUCAUCCAUGAGAGUGUUGUCUGGUAGCAAGUCUCGACAGCAGCAACAUGCCAGCGACUGUAAUCAACAAGGUGAUGGGUUACCCAGAUUUAGACCAACAACAGGAAGCCCCAAAAUAGAGAACUGGAAAUCGUUCAACAAGGACUGGAAUUAUGGACAGGAGAUACUAAGAAAUAAUGUAAGCCCUGGUGCUAGGGCUUAUCCUAAAGGUAAGCUGAACUUCGUGGGACGUAGUGGUACUGCUGUUGAUGUGCGCUAUGCUGCUCAUGAUCAGGGCGAGGCACCUGAGACUGAGACGCCACAGGUCCUGGCUUUCUAUACCUCUCAGAACCCAGACAGUAAAGAGCCUGAAGUAUUGGGUCCCCUGCCAGUAGAGGUCAACCCUGUUAAAUCUAUCAGUACCCAGGAACUUGAGGAGUUCUACCAGUUUACUGAUGGACACUACCCAGCAAAGCUGCCUAAAUACAGACCAUACUCCUCAUCCAGCAAGUCCUCUGCCAAGGCUGAGGUCAAGGACAAAAAACCAGAGAACAAGAACCAGAGAGUACAGCCAUUGGGCAGGAAACUUCUCAACAAGGAGAAUGAGGAAAAACAACAAGAAGAGAAGGAGCUGGAAGUGGUUGGUACUGGACAUUUGGUGCGACUAGACCAGGUGGUGCAUAUGAUUGAUGAUGUCACAGAAGAUAUGUCUCAUUAUAAAGAAAAGUUGGCCCCGACCCCUCAGCCUGGGUUCCGUCAGCCAUCCAGUAUGGGCGUUCCAAUGACACCUUUGUCCCGCCCCAGUACUGCCACAGGAAUCCGAUCAGCCAGCCCUGUUUACCCUCCAGGGAUGAGAUCCGCCUCACCAACGUUUCACACACAGCAUGCUAUGCGGUCUACUAGUCCUGUACAACGCUCCAACACGCCAACUCAGCCAGUAACAUCCACGGAUGUUGUUGUGUCACGACCUUUUUUCCUGACCUCUAACCCCUUCACAAGCCGUGAUAUACUCAUCCCCUCACCUGAUGCACCUGAAAAAUUCACUCCUCGAAAGUCUGUUUCCACGCCAACUAACACUGUGAUUCAGGCCAUAGACUGGCGCGGGAAAAUAACACCGGACUCCAUACGAUACAAAUGGCAGACUACACGAUUUGGUGGGCACACCUAUGUGAAAAACCUUGCCAAAUCCAAACGUCCUGUUGGUGCUACACAUGCAGGCAAGCGACCUCGUACUGCACCAGUAACAGCCAGGGAACGAUGGAAAACAGAAAAACCCAGCGACCAGAAUACCAGAAUCACAUCUCAGGCAGCCACCAACAGUAUGAUGCAGGUCGAUCAGGAAGCUGUUGACUCCAUGAUGGUUGUUCAGCAUAUCCUGGGCAGUAGUGAUUCAAGAAUGGGUUCCUAUGGCGAUCUGUUUCUGGAUGAGGAGUUCCUGAGAUCAUUUCACAUGAAGCAUUCUUCUACAGCCACCACAGUGCCUAAUACCCCUGUACCAAUGGAAUACCUGUCCAUUGUGUCUAAUGCUCCACGUUCCACUAUUGAUAGCAGGGCACAAAGUCGUCAUUCUAGAUUUUCGGAAAGACCAGAAAGCCAGUUUCAGGAUUGCGAGUUAAACGAAGACGAACGUGAAGGAAACACAACUGAAACCUGUACACCUCGUGCUGACUGGGCAGAGCCAGUGGAAGGGGCAGAACAGGUGAGGGAGCAAACAGUGGAUGCCGAGCCAGAGGAAGGGAAAGAGAAUACAGGAGAAGCAGACCAUAUUAGUCUCAUUCUUCCUAACAACAGCCAGGAUCCUCAGGCUUCAGACGACUCACUCAGGGUUGUUGAGGAUGUGACGACUCAGACAGAUGAUUUGGAGGAGGAUUUAAAGAAAGCAUUUGAGGAGUCAGGUGAGCAAGAUCUUCGUCUCAACCUCCACCCAGAUCGAGAAAUUGGUGUAAUUAAUGAGGAGAAUAGUGAUGUAGACAUCUCCCGAGAAGCCACACCCGUUGGCCCCUCUGUACCACGCCCAGUAGAGCAUCACAUAGAAGAUCUACAUGAUGGUGAGGUCCACAUAGAGGUCACCUCAAUUCCCCCUGGUGGUCGUGCACCAACACCUCCGAGGCGGCGGGACACUCCUCUUCAAGAACUCAGCAAAUCGGAGGAGUGGCAUUUUUCGCCAGAUGUGGAAACAGAUCGUGAUUCAGCACAACUAAGAAAAGUGAAUCCCUUUUACCGGGUCAAGGGAUCAAAUCUCCACUGGUCAAAGUUAACAAUAAAACCGGAAAAUUACUGUUUUGAGUGUAUACCUGACAGCAUGUCAACUAAGAUAGGGCGCUCCGCUGGUAGGAUGCCGGGACGAACACAGAGUGCUUCAUCUCAAGUGUUACGGAUGUCUCGCAAACAAAACGAGUAUUUCAAAAGGGCUCCACCUGUUAGGACUCCUCCCUCAAUACCUAGUCCUUAUCAUGUUCAGCGUGUCGUGAAGGAGUCACCGAGAUAUGGACAGACAUAUAACUCAGGACUGGAGCAUCAUGCUCGGUCAGUUCAUAGUCCUCGACACUUCAUGGAGCAUGUGGGUGAUCUUCGUAAGGACAUCCGGUCGGCACCAGCCAGUCAGUUUGCCAAUGGUGACCCUCUCGGUGGCUCUCUACAAGUGAGUCGACUGGAUGUGCCGUCUAGGGAGAACACCAUGCCGGAGAUGUACAUUGGGGACAAUGUCUAUUACUAUAAAGGUAACCCCCCUAUGUCUAUACUACGAGAACAAACAGCACCAGAGGAUAUACCAGAGGAAGGAAGGGAGGCAACUCUACCUAGUCAAGGGGAUGAAAAUUCCAAACAUGUUGGAUUUAAAAUGGAUAAUGAAAAAAGCAAUGUAUCGAAGACAACAACUAAUCCAGGAUUUUUGUCCAGUCGUGAUCGAACACUCACACAAACAUCCAUCGCUCACAUAGGCAGACCCAUCGCCCAGUACACACAUAUAGGAGAUCCUGAUGAAAUAAAAGCUGCAGCUCAAGUUCAGAAAGAGGCCAAGGCAGUGGUAGAUAUCCAGAGAAUAUUCCGUGGAUAUGUGGCGAGGAACAGGUACAAAAUACUUUUGAAGGAGGAAAGAGAGAAGAAGGAAGAUGAAAGGAUGGCACAUAAUGCUAGCAAUAAAAAAUACAAGGAACAUUUAAAUGCAAAAGCAGAGAUCUACAACCGUCCACCGCGUACAGCAGAGGAGAAAGAAUGGACGAACAAAGUGAAAAAGAUUCAAGACGAGAAAGCAGAAAAACGCCAGAAAAAAAUGGAUGAACUGGCAGAUAAAAACGCUAAAAACUUCCUUCGAGCCUCAACAAAGCUCUCAGUCAUUGGGCCGCACGUCAACAUAUACGAAAUCUACCAUCCAAAGCAAGUGGGGCCAACAAAGCAAGAAUUGUCCCACUGUGCCACUCACAUACAACGACACAUCAGAGGCUUCCUGGUCAGGAAAAAGUUUGAGAAGUUAAAGAGGAAGGCUAAGUGGUAUGGAACAACAUGGCAGAAGUUGGUACGGGAUUACAAGGGUACACUGGCACGCUGUCAGCGUAGACACGGUGUGGAGCGGGCAAGGACACCAUUUACAUUCAAGGACAUGAGUGACUACAUGGACAUGAGAAGAAGGUAUGAGAGUGUGUUUGACAAGAAAGCCUAUGGAGGAGAGCUGGAGGUCACCGACUUGGAUCAGUUUUUCCGUGAAUGUGAUCUUUAUCCCUCCAGAACUGAAAUUGAUGAGGGCAUUGAUGUAAUCUUACAAGGUCAACUAAACAAAAGACGAGGGUUGAAGAAGAGCGAAGUAUUAGAGCUGGUCUUCUAUAUCUAUGUUCCUAAGGCAACAGGUCUGAAAAACACACGCCAGUCUACGUGGAUGAAUCCCAUUAUUGAUGGUGUGGAAGCCCGUAAACUCCUAGGAAUUGCAUCUUCAUCCAAAAAGGAGUUGUUAAAAAUCUCAGGGUACACCAAUGAGAAAGGGGAGAUAAUAAGAAGUGAAUUUGUUGAACCAGCUCCUCUUGAAGUAUGUGCCAAACUUGUCAUAGACUCUAAACGGGAACGAAGAGAACGAGAAAAACAGGAGCUCAAUAAGCAGGAACAAGCAAAACUGGAGGCCAUCAAGGCGUCGGUGAAGGAGCGACGAGUUAGAGUGAAAGCUCCUGAUGAAAUGAGUGAAACAAGUAGUACAACAACAGUAGACUGAGUAAAAUUAUUGACACAUUUAGUCAGCAUAGACUGAACCAGAAGUGAUAGGAAGGUCAAACUCUGACAAAGGUCGAAAAGUCCAGCUGGUAUCUGUACAAUGGGAAUAUGUGAUUGGAUUAAAAACUGGACAAGAAAUGAGCAAACUCACAGCUAUGCAACCUUUCACUGAUAAUUUCUAAUUACACUUCACAGUCUUAUUCAGCAGGAUGGUUAUAGAAAAAUGUCAGCAUUGAAAAGACAGAAAUUUUAAGUCAGAGGCUGAAAGGAUGUAAAAA